Messenger RNA from Notechis scutatus (mainland tiger snake), 1896 nucleotides. The record is from RefSeq and is a predicted model, not a curated record. Lineage: Eukaryota; Metazoa; Chordata; Lepidosauria; Squamata; Elapidae.
AUGGCAGCAGGAGUAGCAGCGUGGCUGCCUUUUGCCCGAGCAGCAGCAAUAGGAUGGAUGCCAGUGGCCUCCAACCCUAUGCCAAAUGCACCUCGGCAGGAGAGGAAAUGUAGCCAGGAUUCUCUGAUUGUGCUGAAUGUGAGUGGCACCCAGUUCCAGACCUGGCUGGACACCCUCGAACGCUAUCCUGAUACCCUUCUGGGCAGCUCGGAGAGAGACUUCUUCUACCACCCAGAGACACAGCAAUACUUUUUCGACCGGGAUCCAGACAUCUUCCGACACAUCCUCAAUUUCUAUAGAACAGGGAAGUUACACUAUCCCCGUCAAGAAUGCAUUUCAGCCUAUGAUGAGGAGCUGGCCUUCUUUGGUAUUAUCCCUGAAAUCAUUGGCGAUUGCUGCUACGAGGAAUACAAGGAUCGACGACGGGAAAAUGCUGAACGCCUUCAGGAUGAUGCUGAUCAGGAUAACGCCAAUGAGUGCCAUCUUCCUUCCAUGACCGCUCGAGAGAGGAUGUGGCGGGCCUUUGAGAAUCCACAUACCAGCACACUGGCCCUGGUUUUUUACUACGUCACUGGCUUUUUCAUUGCUGUUUCUGUCAUGGCGAACGUGGUGGAGACUGUGCCCUGUGGGAUGACUCCUGGUGCCAUCAAGGAGUUGUCCUGUGGAGAGCGCUACGACGUGGCUUUCUUCUGCCUAGAUACAGCUUGUGUCCUGAUCUUCACUGUUGAGUAUCUCUUGCGCUUGGUGGCUGCUCCAAGCCGCUAUAAGUUUGUCCGUAGCGUCAUGAGCAUCAUUGAUGUUGUGGCAAUUAUGCCAUAUUACAUUGCUCUGGUGAUGACCAACAAUGAGGAUGUCAGUGGGGCUUUUGUAACCCUGCGUGUCUUCCGGGUCUUCAGGAUCUUUAAAUUUUCACGCCACUCACAGGGUCUACGCAUCCUUGGCUACACUCUGAAAAGCUGUGCCUCAGAGCUUGGUUUUCUCCUUUUUUCUCUCACUAUGGCCAUCAUAAUCUUUGCUACAGUCAUGUUCUAUGCUGAAAAAGGUUCAUCUGCCAGCAAGUUUACCAGUAUUCCUGCUGCUUUCUGGUAUACCAUUGUUACUAUGACCACCUUGGGGUAUGGUGACAUGGUGCCGAAGACAAUAGCUGGGAAGAUAUUUGGUUCCAUUUGUUCUCUCAGCGGGGUCUUAGUCAUUGCUCUUCCAGUUCCAGUCAUUGUCUCCAACUUCAGUCGCAUCUAUCAUCAGAACCAACGAGCUGAUAAGCGCAGGGCACAAAAGAAAUCCCGGCUUGCAAGGAUCCGUGCAGCAAAGAGCGGGAGUGCAAAUGCUUAUAUGCAGAGCAAACGAAAUGGCUUCCUCAGUAACCAGCUGCAGCUAUGUGGUGAAGAACAAGAGGCCUUUGUUAGCAAAUCUGGUUCUUCCUUUGAAAUCCAGCACCACCAUCUGCUUCACUGUCUGGAAAAAACUACGAGUCAUGACUUUGUGGAUGAGCAAACCUAUGAAGAAAACUGUAUGGAGGUUUCUACAGUCAACCGGCAAGCUGGCCACAGUCCUUCUCUUUCAUCUCAACAAGGAGUGACAAGCUCUUGCUGUUCCCGACGACAUAAAAAGACAUUCCGCAUCCCAAACACCAAUAUAAUCAGUAGCCAUCCAAGUAGUGUCCAAGAACUCAGCACUAUUCAGAUCAGGUGCAUGGAAAGAACACCUCUGUCAAACAGUCGAUCCAGUUUAAAUGCCAAAAUGGAAGAGUGUGUAAAACUAAACUGUGAGCAGCCUUACGUAACCACAGCAAUAAUCAGCAUCCCAACACCACCUGUGACUACCCCGGAAGGAAACAAUAGACAGGAUUCUCCAGCGUAUUCAGGAGGAAACAUCGUCCGAGUAUCUGCUUUAUAA